Necator americanus (New World hookworm) is the source of this 369-nucleotide messenger RNA. RefSeq lists its product as uncharacterized. NCBI's taxonomy places the organism in Eukaryota, Metazoa, Nematoda, Chromadorea, Rhabditida, Ancylostomatidae. The transcript is spliced from 4 exons. The record is from RefSeq and is a predicted model, not a curated record. The coding region runs from base 1 to 369 and encodes 122 amino acids.
AUGACUGUAGCGCAAUCCAUGUCAACCCCUGAAGAAAUCGCUGAAGGCCGUCUCGAAUGUAAUUGCCAAUAUCCGAUGGUGUUGGUUGCUAUACUUAUCAUCACGAUCAUUAUCCUUUUUUGCUGUGUUUGCUUCUGUUGCAUUGAUGCAACCAGUCAUUCUCCAUUCAAAAAGCAAACUGCAAAGAUUCGCACAAACUGUGCUCCAAUCCUGAACACCACAAAAUUCAUCGACCGUAGGUUCUCAGAGGACGGUGGAACACCAGCGUAUACGGUGCUGAACAGUAGCCUAAGCACAGACAGCUGCACAUGCUCGAUGCCUCUUACACGAUCAUUUCACUCUGAUGCUUCUUUGGUCUCUACGGUGUGA